UAAUUGGCUUGAAGGCUUACCAGAGCUACAGAUCUCGUGCGAAAAUCUUCAUCCUUGCUUCAGAGGAGAAGAAACAGAGUCAGUGGAUUUGAGUUUUGAAACCCUAGCUGAAAUCGGCAUCUCAAACGAAGAUCGGGUGCUCAAAUGCCCGUUACUCUUUUUCAGUUUUGACCAACGAUCAUAGGCAGACUGGCUAUCUGGGUAGUAGAAAAUGCACCGUGGUCCAGUGGCAGUGGAGGAGCAAUUGCUACAGAGAGCUAUUAAAGAAGAAUGCCCUUGGGAAAACCUUCCAAAACGACUUCAAGUCACUCUUUCUUCUAAAGAAGAAUGGCAUAAAAGGAUUAUAGAAUACUGCAUAAGGAAGAGACUCCAAUGGAAUAACUGUUUUGCUCGCAAAGUUUGUAAAGAAAGUGAAUAUUAUGAAGAGAUGAUGCGUUAUUUGCGGAAGAACUUGGCUCUAUUUCCUUAUCACCUUGCAGAAUACAUCUGCCGCAUAAUGAGAAUCUCGCCUUUCAAAUAUUAUUGUGAUAUAAUUUUUGAAGUAAUGAAAAAUGAACAACCUUACGACAGCAUCCCAAAUUUUAGCGCUGCGGAUGCCCUAAGACUCACAGGAAUUGGGAGAAAUGAAUUUAUUGAUAUAAUGAAUAAGUGCAGAUCUAAGAAAAUCAUGUGGAAACUGAACAAGUCAAUUGCAAGAGAACUUUUACCAACACAGCCUGUGGAUUUCCCAAUUGAACCCUGGUGGGGAAUCUGUCUUGUGAACUUUACCUUGGAAGAAUUUAAGAAACUCUCAGAGGAGGAAGCAGCUACUAUAGACAAAAUUUGUAAAGAAGAAGCAAAUUCGUUUAUUCUGUUUGAUCCUGACAUAGUAAAGGGUCUCUAUAGACGGGGAUUGAUAUAUUUUGAUGUUCCUGUAUACCCUGAUGACCGAUUCAAAGUUUCCAGGCUUGAAGGUUUUGUUUCCAACAGGGAGCAGUCUUAUGAAGAUCCUAUUGAAGAGUUACUUUAUGCGGUCUUUGUUGUUUCAAGUGAGAAUGCAACUGUUGCUGAACUGGCAGCUACGCUACAGGCCGAUUUAUCUCAAUUGCAGGCCGCUGCAUCUUUUGUAUGCCGAUUGGGAUGGGCAACAAAAGUAAUUGAUCCAUCAGCUAUUCUUCAAGAUAUUAGCAUACCUGCUUCUCCUCGAAGUGUAGUCAGUGAUGAAGAGGGUUCUCAUGCUAGUCUGGGUUCUGAGAAUAUGCUUGUUGAUAAUGAUACGAAUCAACAAGAUGUUUCAGGACCAGGGAACUAUGGUCUUCGUUCAGCCUAUACGCGUGUUGCUUUCAUAGUUGAUGCUAACAUUACAUCCUAUUUAAUGAUGGGUUCUGUUUCGCCAGGGUUGAAAUCUCAUGCUGUUACACUCUAUGAAGCGGGAAAAUUGGGUCAUGCUAGCAUUGCUGAUCUUUGCAAGGAUCUAAGUACCUUGGAGGGUGCAAAAUUUGAGGGUGAACUACAGGAAUUUGCAAAUCAUGCUUUUAGCUUGCGAUUGGUACUAGAAUGUUUACAAUCAGGUGGACUUGCUACUGAUGCAAAAGUGGAGGAAAAAUUUGACAGCAUGGGUAUGCUAACUUCAAGCAAUGAUGAGUCAGCUUCUCUAAUAUCUGAAACAUCCUUGGCUGAUAAAUCAGGUGAUUCCAGUAUCACAGAGUCCAGGAAGGACAGUGAUCAUUUGUCAAAUUUGGAUAAAAAGAAGCAUGAGGAUGCUCUUGCUUCCUCUGAACCUACUUCUAGCAACACACUUGAUGGAACUCCUUCUACCACAUUGGAAGAUGACGUUAGUCAUAAGCAAGAAGCCAGUGAAUCUCAUGCCAAUCUCCUGAAUAAUGAGAAAAUAAUAGCAGCUGAUGCGUCGGAUGUUGGAGCAGAAAUAUUAAAGCGGAAAAAGAAAUAUCGUGUGGAUAUUCUCCGCUGUGAAAGCUUGGCCUCUCUUGCACCAGCUACUCUAGAUCGUCUGUUUCUUCGUGACUAUGAUAUAGUUGUGUCAAUAGUGCCUCUUCCUUAUUCAUCAAUUCUUCCUGGACCUGCAGGCCCUGUUCAUUUUGGUCCUCCCUCUUAUUCUUCUAUGACUCCUUGGAUGAAACUGGUAUUGUAUUCAACGGUAGCUUGUGGGCCAUUGUCAGUUGUACUAAUGAAAGGACAAUGCUUGCGCAUGCUUCCUGCCCCCUUGGCUGGAUGUGAGAAGGCCCUUAUAUGGUCUUGGGAUGGUUCCACCGUAGGAGGGUUGGGAGGGAAGCUUGAAGGAAACUUAGUGAAGGGAAGUAUACUCUUGCAUUGUUUAAAUUCACUUCUUAAACAUUCAGCUCUGUUGGUGCAACCUCUCAGUAGAUGUGAUCUUGAUGAUUCUGGAAAUGUGAUUACUAUUGAUAUCCCUCUGCCGCUAAAAAAUUCUGACGGCUCCAUUGCUCCAGUAGGAAAAGAGUCAGGUCUAUGUGAAGCAGAAAACUCAAAGCUGAAUUGUCUGUUGACUGAUUUGGCGAACAAGAUGGAAUUGUGGACAGUUGGUUACAUUCGCCUGUUGAAAUUAUUUAAUGGAAAAGAAACAGAUCAUUUGCCACCUAAAGAAAAGUAUGAAUGGGUUCCACUAAGUGUGGAGUUUGGGAUUCCUCUAUUUAGUCCAAAGUUGUGCGAUAAAAUAUGUAAGAAGGUGGUUUCAUCAGACUUCCUUCAAACUGGUUCAUUUAGUGAAUACCAUGAUGCAAUGCAAAGCUUAAGGAAAAAGUUGCGGGACAUUUGUGCUGAAUACCAAGCAACAGGUCCUGCUGCAAAGCUUCUGUAUCAGAAAGAGCAGGCUAAGGAUUCUUCUCGACAACUUAUGAACUAUGCUAGUGGAAGAUGGAACCCACUUUUGGACCCUUCUUCUCCGAUUUCAGGGGCGUCAAGUGAGCAUCAGAGAUUAAAACUUGUUAAUAGACAGCGCGGGCGAACUGAAAUUUUGAGCUUUGAUGGCAACAUUCUUAGAUCUUAUUCCUUAACAGGUUAUGAUGAUAUCACAAGGCCUGCUGGAGAAUCCCCUCAAGGAAAUAAUACGAAUAGAACUGAGCCAGAUGAAAAUGACAGUAAAGAAGUAGUCCUUCCCGGUGUAAAUCUUAUUUUUGAUGGAUCUGGUUUGCACCCCUUCGAUAUAGGUGCUUGCCUGCAGGCUCGCCAACCUAUUUCCUUAAUAUCAGAGGCAGCAGCUGCUUCAGCAUCUGCAGUAAAAUAGAUCUGCUGAUAUUCGUGCUCACAAAAGGCAAUGCUAGCAAGUUCCUUGGCAGUGUUAUUGCUACUGUCUGGUCUGUGUGCGUCUUCGAGAUUUGAUCAUUAUGCACAAACUUUGGGCUUAUGUUGAAGGUACUGAUUUAUAACCUGCUGUGGGGAAGGAAACGAAGCUGUGUUCAAGAAAGAAAUGGAGAUUUGAUGUAUUUGUUUGCUGGAGUGUAUUUUACUAUUGACGGGAAUGUUUUUUAGAUGUUCAUAGUCACAAAUUAAAAAAUGGGCAAUUGAUAGUCAAUUAUGAUUCAGGAAACAUUUGGCCUGAUGAAAUAUUUGAUCUCCACGGUUGUAAACAUUUUUUUUCUCAUGAUCAUUUGAUUGUAUCAUUUUUUUUCUUUUUAUGUGCAUAAAAAUAGAUAACUGAAAAUAGAUAACGUUGAGUAUUCAAUACACGAAUUUUUGGAGGUGAA
Messenger RNA from Neltuma alba, 3701 nucleotides. Its product is annotated as protein FAM91A1. The transcript has 13 exons. The coding region runs from base 212 to 3241 and encodes 1009 amino acids. NCBI's taxonomy places the organism in Eukaryota, Viridiplantae, Streptophyta, Magnoliopsida, Fabales, Fabaceae. The record is from RefSeq and is a predicted model, not a curated record.